UGUUUGUUUACUUUCCGGGCGACGAGGCGGACGGGAGGCACUUCAACAAUAUCAAUUUUAACCAUUUUUGAGGGAGUUACGGCUGAUUUCCCCCGCAAAUAUGCCUUCCUCGACAUCUUUCGACCCUGAGAUGCUGCCGGAUCUGCUGCCAGUCUAUUACCAGAGGCUUUUCCCUUACAACCAGUACUACCAAUGGCUCAGUUAUGGAAAUGUCCCCAAGACCUACUUCCCGCACCGAGAGUUCUGCUUCACCCUGGCCGAUGACAUCUACGUGCGAUACCAGUCCUUCAAAGACCAGAAGGAGAUGGAGAAGGAGAUCAAGAAACACUGCCCGCACAAGAUCGACAUUGGUGCCGUCUACUCCUUUCGACCCAAAGAACACCGCACAGUAUCAGUGUUUACACCACUUGAAAAGGAGCUUGUAUUUGAUAUUGAUAUGACAGAUUACGAUGAGGUGAGAACAUGCUGCUCAGGUGCUGAUAUCUGUCACAAAUGUUGGAGGUUUAUGACUGUUGCUGUCAAGAUUUUGGAUGCUGCUCUCAGAGAGGAUUUUGGAUAUCAGCAUCUCCUGUGGGUCUAUUCCGGCCGUCGUGGCGUUCAUUGCUGGGUCUCUGAUGCCAGUGCAAGGGCCUUGUCGCAGCCGCAGCGCUCGGCCGUAGCUGAGUACCUGCAGCUUAUUCGGGGCGGUGAUAGUCAGAGCAAGAAAGUCAACAUCACACAGAAAGUUCAUCCAUCUAUCAAACGUGCUGAAGGAAUAGCCAAAAAAUACUUUGAAGAGCUGAUUCUUGAGGACCAGGACCUCUUAGGCACACCUGACCAAUGGGGCAAGGUCCUUAAUCUGAUUCCCGAACAGUCGCUGCGAGAGUCUCUGGAGAAAGUGAUGUCGCAGUGUAGUAAUUCACACCAGCGCUGGAACACCAUACAGUCGGAGAUCAGCAAGGCCAUUAAUAAGAACGACUUCAAGAAAGGCGUUAAGCCAAACUUAGUGACGGAGAUCAUUCUUCAGCUGGUGUAUCCACGUCUAGAUAUCCACGUGACAAAAGGGCUCAACCAUUUGCUGAAGUCCCCCUUCUGCAUCCACCCCAAAACAGGGCGGGUUUGCGUGUGCUUUGACCCCCGAAAGGCUGAUGCUUUUGACCCCAUGGCCGUCCCGAAUUUGAGUCAGCUCGUGGAAGAAAUCAACCAGUUUGACGUGGGAAAGACAGACGAGGAGCGUGCGGUGGCAGAGUACAAGAAAACCUCAAUGAAGGAAGCGGUCGUCGUGUUUGAGUCCUUCCUGGCUGGAUUGUCAAAAGAGAAUGCUUCCCGAAGACAGGAAAGCAGCGAUAUGAAGAAAGAUUUUUAGUGUGCAGUGUUUUUUUUAGAAGAUUUAUAAGAAGGAUGUGAUAUAAAUUACAA
Messenger RNA from Penaeus chinensis, 1398 nucleotides. It is a transcript of the gene DNApol-alpha50, whose product is annotated as DNA primase small subunit-like. The coding region runs from base 101 to 1345 and encodes 414 amino acids. Gene Ontology annotation, biological process: DNA replication, synthesis of primer. The transcript has 9 exons. Lineage: Eukaryota; Metazoa; Arthropoda; Malacostraca; Decapoda; Penaeidae. Gene Ontology annotation, cellular component: alpha DNA polymerase:primase complex. The record is from RefSeq and is a predicted model, not a curated record.